Molecule: messenger RNA, 1838 nt
Organism: Dioscorea cayenensis subsp. rotundata (Guinea yam)
Lineage: Eukaryota; Viridiplantae; Streptophyta; Magnoliopsida; Dioscoreales; Dioscoreaceae
Product: ankyrin repeat-containing protein BDA1-like
Exons: 3
Coding region: 115-1662 (515 amino acids)
Cellular component (GO): plasma membrane
Molecular function (GO): protein phosphatase 1 binding; protein phosphatase regulator activity
Source: RefSeq, a predicted model, not a curated record
UCUCUCUGGAUAUCAGAAAACAUACACUGUGUGCAUGCUAAUUGAAUCUGAGCAUCACCGGAGUAUUUUCAAAUUUUCUGAAUUGUUUCAAGCCCACUCUACAACUCCAACACUAUGGAUCCAAGACUCGAAGAAGCAUGCCAUACUGGAAACCUGUCCAUGUUUCGUAGCCUUCUCCAUGAAGACAAGCUCCUUCUUCACAGGUUCAGCAGCAGCAUCACUGCUUCCAUUGACAAUCCACUCCAUAUUGCAGCUUCACUUGGGCACACUGACUUAGCAAAUGAGAUCAUCAUUAGAAACCCUGAUCUUUCUUCAGAUCUCAACCCAAAAGCUCUCUCAGCACUUCACUUGGCUUCAGCUCACGGUCACCUAGAAAUAGUUAAACUCUUGAUCUCAAAGGUUGGUUGUCAUCUUUGUUAUUUGAAAGACAGGGAUGGAAGGUUGGCCAUCCACAUUGCAGCCAUGAAAGGCAGGAUUGAUAUUUUGGAAGAACUCAUAAAGGUAUGUCCAGAGUCAGCAAAAGCACUGACAUAUCAACAUGAAAGCAUCCUCCACAACGCCGUUCAGUUCAACUCCUUUGAAAUCAUUGAGUUCCUAAUCAAGAAGCUUGAAGUUGAUGAUAAUAUUAAUGAACUUUUCAACCUCAAAGAUGACAAGGGCAACACCAUCUUACACCAUGCAGUAGCCAGAAGACAACUCCAGAGUGUGAAGCUGUUGUUAAGCAAAGGAGAGUUGGCAGAAGUGAACACCAUGAACCACAAGGGUUUGACUGCACUUGACGUGCUGCUAGACUCACCGAGAGAGCAUGGUGACUUGACACUUGGUGAAGUGAUACGCGCGGCCGGUGGCAAAAUAGCAAGGGAAAUGGAUCCUCAGCAAACAUUUUUGGAAACCAACACAUCAAGAAAUGAGUCUAGUGGUACUACUACUACUCCUUCAAGAAGCUGGGUACGCAGACUAUUUGGAGGCCGACGCCGCACUAUACUCCAACGAAGGACUAAGAAACAAGCAGAGGUUAAAGAUAAGUUCACUCCUGGGCAACUAAUGGUUGUGGCCGCCCUGAUCGCCACCAUUACCUUUCAGGCAGGAUUGAACCCUCCUGGUGGAUUCACACAAGACAAUGAUAAUACCACUGCAACCAACAAUAAUAACAACAGUAUUGAUAGAUCACCACCUCCCGGGGUUGCGGUUCUUGGGUCAAAGCUAAGCAUCUUUUUGUUGUGCAAUUUGAUUGGUCUCUUUGCUUCAUUUAGCAUAAUCCUUAUACUGAUAUGCACUCGGCCAAGUAAAAAGAAGAUGAUGAUGAAGGUACUGAUUGUGUUCAUGUGGGUUGCUGUCUUCUCCACGGCCCUGGCUUUUUCUGCAGGUAUAUUCCAGAUUUUCCCUGACUCUAACCCGAAGAAAUUAAGAUUUUUUGCGAUGAGUUGGUUUUUAAUAUUGGCGAUCUUCAUGUCGUGGGUGUUUUUGUUGGUUGUUGUGUAUUUGUUCCGGAUGGUGGGUUGGUGUAGAAAGAAGGAAGGAGAUAAAGUAAGUAACAUUGUGAGAAAUGGAGGAUAUCUACUUUGGUGCACGAGAAUUGGAGUAGUGAUGAUUAUACUGUUGCUCUUGGCUUUCCUUGUUCUUUCCUACUUAAUAUGCCUAGUGAUAUCUUUUCUAUUUUAAACGAGAGAUGCUAUAUAUAUAUAUAUAUAUGUUAUUUGUGAUUAAGUUGUUUUUCUGUGGGGGAAAUGGAGGGGGCACAUGAACGUGUUUGUUUGAAUAUUAGGAACAUAAGAAAUGCGGCCAUGCAUGUAAGCUCAUAGCUGGCUACAUGGUGAUGUAACCAUAUCUUGAUAUAU